Messenger RNA from Peromyscus maniculatus bairdii (prairie deer mouse), 653 nucleotides. It is a transcript of the gene Cklf, whose product is annotated as chemokine like factor. Lineage: Eukaryota; Metazoa; Chordata; Mammalia; Rodentia; Cricetidae. The record is from RefSeq and is a predicted model, not a curated record. Gene Ontology annotation, cellular component: membrane.
GUGCGCACGCGCGCCGAGACUUGACGGCCAGAGGUAGUGCUGGCCCAGUGGCGGCAGUUAAGGGAUGUGGCGCGAGUCCUGGAGAGAGCAAUUAACUGAGAAGUCUUGAAAAGGGAGAGUGACUGUUGGGUCUUUGGGGGGAAAAAAUGGAGUCCGAAGAGCAAGACGUAGAACAGCCCUUCUGCUUGAGCGUGAAAGGCCUUGUGAAGAUGCUGCGGCUGGCAGUAAAUGUGGCAUCCAUGACCUUUUUCAUCAUCGCACAAGCCCCUGAACCAUACAUCGUUAUCACUGGAUUUGAACUCACCAUUAUUUUCUUUUUCAUAGCUUUGUAUCUAUGCAGACUUGACAAAGUGAUGAGAUGGUUGUUUUGGCCUUUGCUUGAUAUUACCAACUCAAUGGUAGCAACAUUAUUCAUGCUUGUUGUGUCUGUGUUGGCAUUGAUACCAAAACCUUCAACAAUGACAAUCCUUGGAGGCGUGUUUGGUCUUCUAACAGCAGUAUGUGCUAUUGCUGACUGUGCCCUGGUGUACCGAAAACUUCUUCUUAAUCCAAGUGGACCUUACCGGAAACGUUCUCCUGAUUACAGCAAAGAUGAAAGUCAAUAAUUUGUAUUCAUUUUUACUAGUUAUUAAACAUAUUUCUUUAUUCUUCCA